Messenger RNA from Chironomus riparius, 2028 nucleotides. The record is from the annotation of a GenBank genome assembly. Lineage: Eukaryota; Metazoa; Arthropoda; Insecta; Diptera; Chironomidae.
AUGACCGAAUUUAAAUACGGUUCGAAUAAUUAUCAUAAAAAAUUAUCGACCGCAGACAAAGCUAUUGUUGGUGGCACAAACAACGUGACCGCUUGUGAUGAAAAUAGCCGAAAACCGCGUCUAAAAAAAUCUUUCAGUGAAUGUGAAUAUUACGAGAUGGAGAGUGGAAUGAGUGGAAAUUUUAAUUUGUCACCGACAAGACGAAAAUGUCGUGUUGAUGAAUCACAUCGAUUUCAUCACUGUCCACGACAAACGACCGUUAAUGAUGGCAGUAAUGUUAUGGGUGAUAUCUCAUUUAUAGAUAUUAAUAAGACACCAACACCCUACAAUUACGACUCAUCAAAGUCUCAGUAUUUACUGGCACAGCAACAAAAAUUAAAGGAAUAUAAAAAUGAUCCUAAUUACAUAACAACCAAUGGUGAUAAUUAUUCAAGCGAAUCAUCGACAGAAACUCGUGGAAUAUUAAAGAACAAAUGUACCACGGCAGCAUCGUCAACGACGACGAGUGAAUCAAAUGCUAGCAAUAACAAUAAUAACAGUAAUAAUAGUAACAAAAGCUUAUUGAAACGGAAUAAAGGAUUGAGUACAUUAUCGUUGUGCAGCUGUGACGCUGAAACCGAGGUUAUACCGAAUCAAUCCCGGCCAUUAUAUCAGUAUUCAUUGGAUCGUAAGCGACCGUUACAUACCUACACAUGCGAGCAAAACGCACAAAUCCUAUUAAGAUUGGAACGUGAGCGCCUUAAAAAAUAUGGAUCAUAUGGACGAUUGCACUUUACUACGCAAUCGAAUACAGAGCAGCAAAAGUCGAAGCAAAGUAACAACAAUAGAAUCGACAAUGGCAGUUUAAAGGACUUUAGUGUAUCUAAUACACGAAUACCUGGAUAUCCUGAGGCAAAUCACAUAGAGAACGAGGUGUUUAAAGGAGAUCCUAAUCGCAAUACAAACAACAUCAACAACAACAAUAGCAACAGCAUCGUUGGUGACGAUAUAAUCCCACCGAAUUUUCCGCCACCUCCAAAGGCAGCUCAUCUACAACGUAGUGCGUCUGUUACGAAUAAGCAUAUAUCAAAUCCAGUGAUCAAUCAAAAUGAAUUUGCAUCUACUCGACCAAAUGCUAACACAUUGAGCUCAAACAAGCCUGAUUUGUUUAAUUUCACCACUAAUAAUACAACGGGUAUGAUGGAUGAGAGGAUGUCGACAGUAAAAACUAAUAAUCCUGGAGAGAUUAACGCAAAUAACUGUCAAUCAUCUAAACUAGCAUAUCCAUUAUUUUUCUGUGACGAGCAGAGUCGACAAUUGUAUAAUGCAGCACAAGGCGAUGAGAAGAAUUCUGUUUAUUUUUAUCAUCAUGAGCCGCCAACGUAUUUACCAAAUUAUGACAAUAUAUCAUCGAAAUAUCCUGACAAAUACAACACUUUGCCACCGGGCAAUGAAUGUACGGCUGGAAUUUAUCCAUUACAACAAUUUAAUAUACCAAUCACCAAAGUUCAUUCGAGUACAUGCAAUUUGAACAAUCAAUUUAAUUCAUCAAAUUUAAUUAGCAAUCAUCAUUUCUCGAAUUCACUCAAUAACUUCAACAUGAUGGAUACACAGCUACAAAAUUAUUACAACUUCAAUCCAUCAUUUACACAAUUACCGCAAUCGCGCGGUGCCGCUCCAUUUGGAAGUUCAUCAAUUAUCGGUAGCUCAUUUGCCUCAAACAUUAGUCUUAAUGGAACACCAAAGAAUCCAAAUAUGCCAUGGAAACAUCGGCAAUGUUCUAGUCGAAGCAGCAGUUCGGGAACAAAUUCAUCAAAAUGGGAUCUGCCAUCUCGACAAUGGUUGGCAUUAACAUCAAUUCUUUUGAUCGCUGGAGCUGCAAGCGUUGCGGUACCAUUAGCUUUAAGUGUUACGGCAGGUUCACCGUUCGACGAACGAUAUCAAGCAGCAAUUACACUUCUCGAAACAGUGCCUUUAAUCGAUGGACAUAACGAUCUUCCGUGGAAUAUUAGGAAAUUUAUGCACAAUCAAAUUAAUGAAUUUCGGUAA